Messenger RNA from Propithecus coquereli (Coquerel's sifaka), 3286 nucleotides. RefSeq names its product E74-like factor 1 (ets domain transcription factor) (gene ELF1). The record is from RefSeq and is a predicted model, not a curated record. NCBI's taxonomy places the organism in Eukaryota, Metazoa, Chordata, Mammalia, Primates, Indriidae. The transcript has 7 exons. Gene Ontology annotation, biological process: cell differentiation; regulation of transcription by RNA polymerase II. Gene Ontology annotation, molecular function: DNA-binding transcription factor activity, RNA polymerase II-specific; sequence-specific DNA binding. The coding region runs from base 238 to 1926 and encodes 562 amino acids. Gene Ontology annotation, cellular component: nucleus.
GUUUUUCAGGCCAAGAAGAUUGAGAGAAGAAGAAAUUGAGAAAGAUUGCCUCAGCUUGAGUAGAGUAUCAAUGAACCAAGAAAAUUUGAAGCAUCUUCCCUGAAGAAAACCUGGGUAUACAGUAACUUCACAGACUUAGCUGAGAGUUUUUACCCAAAUUGGUCACUCGACUCUGCUGCCUGAUACUUGAACCUGUUUGGAAUUUUUCUCAUGUGGAUCUAAGGGGAAUGCUUUAUUAUGGCUGCUGUUGUCCAACAGAACGACCUAGUAUUUGACUUUGCUAGUAACGUCAUGGAGGAUGACCAACAGCUUGGUGAUCCAGCUAUUUUUCCUGCGGUUAUUGUGGAACAUGUUCCUGGUGCUGAUAUUCUCAAUAGUUAUACUCAUCUAGCCUGUGUGGAAGAGCCCAAUGACAUGAUUACUGAGAGCUCACUGGAUGUUGCUGAAGAAGAAAUCAUAGAUGACGAUGAUGAUGACAUCACCCUUACAGUUGAAGCUUCUUGUCAUGGUGGAGAUGAGACAAUUGAAACUAUUGAGGCUGCUGAGGCACUCCUCAAUAUGGAUUCUCCUGGCCCUAUGCUGGAUGAGAAACGAAGGAGAAAAACUAAACCACCACGACCAGAUUCCCCAGCCGCUACGCCAAAUAUAUCUGUAAAGAAGAAAAACAAAGACGGGAAGGGAAACACAAUUUAUCUUUGGGAAUUUUUACUGGCACUGCUCCAGGACAAAGCUACCUGUCCUAAAUACAUCAAAUGGACCCAGCGGGAGAAAGGCAUUUUUAAAUUGGUAGAUUCUAAAGCAGUGUCCAGGUUGUGGGGGAAGCACAAAAACAAACCUGAUAUGAAUUAUGAGACCAUGGGACGAGCACUCAGGUACUAUUACCAAAGGGGUAUUCUGGCGAAAGUGGAAGGUCAGCGCCUGGUGUAUCAGUUUAAAGAAAUGCCAAAAGAUCUCAUAUAUAUAGAUGAUGAGGAUCCAAGUUCCAGUGUAGAAUCUUCAGAUCCAUCACUAUCCUCAACAACCACUUCAAGCAGGAACCAAGCAAGCAGGUCAAGAGUACCUUCGGGUCCAGGGAUAAAAGGAGGAGCCACUACAGUUCUAAAACCAGGGAAUUCUAAAGCGACAAAAUCCAAAGAUCCUGUGGAAGUUACACAGCCAUCAGAAGUUUUGAGGACAGUGCAGCCCUCACAGCCUCCAUAUCCUACCCAGCUCUUCCGGACUGUUCAUGUAGUACAGCCAGUACAAGCUGUCCCUGAAGGAGAAGCACCCAUAACCAGUAGCAUGCAGGAUGAAACAUUAAAUUCUUCUGUUCAGAGUAUUAGGACUAUACAGGCUCCAGCCCAAGUUCCAGUGGUCGUGUCUCCUGGGAAUCAGCAGUUGCAUACAGUAACACUCCAGACGGUGCCACUCACAACGGUUAUAGCCAGCACAGAUCCAUCAGCAGGUGCUGGAUCUCAGAAAUUUAUUUUGCAAGCCAUUCCAUCAUCACAGCCCAUGACAGUACUGAAAGAAAAUGUCAUGCUACAGUCACAGAAGCCAGGCUCUCCUCCUUCAAUUGUCUUUAGCCCUGCCCACGUACAGCAGGUUCUUACUAGCAACGUUCAGUCCAUUUGCAAUGGAACCGUCAGUGUGGCUUCAUCUCCAUCCUUCAGUGCUACUACACCCGUCGUGACCUUUUCUCCUCGCAGUUCACAACUGGUUGCUCACCCACCUGGCACUGUGAUCACUUCAGUUAUCAAAGCUCAAGAAACAAAAACUCUUAUACAGGAAAUAGAGAAAAAGGAGGUUGAAGAUCAUUUGAAAGAAGACACUGAGAAAACUGAGCAACAGCCACAGCCUUAUGUGAUGGUGGUGUCCAGUUCCAAUGGAUUUCCUUCUCAGGUAGCUGUGAAACAAAAUGAACUGCUGGAACCCAACUCUUUUUAGUUAAUAUACCAAAAGUUAUGAACAAUAGUUUGCCUAACUAUCUGGUUGAUUCUAAGAUGAAUUCUACAGAGGUUCCUAAUUUUUGUAAUUGUUAAAAAAAAUUUAGAGUUAAUUCUGACUUUGUUAGGUGAGGGAGGAAAACUCAAGUGUUGCUCUUUGUUCUCUAAAUGUUUCAGAAUUCAAUUGUGAAGGAACAGGCAUUUUAUACUAUGAAGACAUUCUUUUGAGAUUAUUUUUCAGUUGCUAUAUCAUAAGCAUUUUUAAAAUUUCUUUCCUAAUUUUACAUUGUAUUAGCUUUUCCGAUUCUUUUGUAAAUACAAUCCUUAAGGCAGCAGGAAGUUUAUAUAGGAACUAUUUUCAUUCCAUUUGUAUAAGUUAAGUCUUGACUCUUUCAAAUGUAAGAAACCUAUUUUAUGCAUAAUUAAAAUUACGAUGUCACUUAGGUUGACUUUAGUUGGUUGCACUGUAUAAUGAACUAUGAAUAUGUAAAGUAACAUUAAAAAUUGAAAUAUGCUCAUGAUAUGGCUGACCCUGUUUCAGAAACAGGAUAGUAUAAAAGCAUCAGCCUAAGAGUGGCACUCUGACUAACUAGGGCAAACCAUCCCUUCUCAUUAAAGGAAGGGAUGCAUUGGACUAGACUAGAUGAUCUCCAAAUUCCCUUCUAGUUCUAAAUUUUUUAUUCUAACACCUAUAUUUUAAAGUUAUGUCGGUUAAACAUUAAACAUUAUCAGGUUAUUUCCUAAUGUAAGAAUAGCUAAAAUAUUGCGGAAAAAAUGUGACCCCACAAAAUUCAUUCUCCUGUUAUCUACCAUAAGAUAAGUAAGAUAUACCAUAAAUUCUUCCUAAAUAGUUUGUUCAUUAACUCUUUAGAUCACUAUGCAUUGUGGUCUAUUAGUAAACUUAGAUUGCUGAGUGCUGAAUAAUAUAUUGCUAUUCUAAGAGAGUCAAGGCUCUUUCUUAAGGGCCAAGAAAGCAACUCGAGCCUUGGGCUAAUCUGUCUGAGUAUUCAGUUGUUAUAAAGGUAAAAUUGCUUUAUAUUUUCAAUACUUUAUUAUUGGGGGUAAUGGGGACAAUUGCAUACAAAGAUAACAUAUAUAUCCAUCUGAAAUGGUUUUUAGAUUACUUUUCCAACUGUAAAUAAUGUACAUUUAAUGUCACAAGAAAAAUUGUUUUCUGCAAAUUUUCUAGUAUAGCAAAGAGAAAUUUUUGUAGAUGAAAAAAAUCAUUAUGUUUAGAGGUCUAAUGUUAUAUGUUUUCAUAUUACAGAGUGAAUUUGUAUUUAAACAAAAAUUUAAAUUUUGGAAUCCUCUAAACAUUUUUGUAUCUUUAAUUGGUUUAUUAUUAAAUAAAUCAUGUAAAA